AUGGCAAAGGUCCGUAUCUUUGACAGUGGCGCUACACGGGCGCUGGCUGCGAUUUCGCGACGGGAGGCUUACUGUUCGAUUGGGUGUGCGGUGCGCAAGCGAAUAUCUCGCGUGGGCGCAGAAAUUUUUUUUGGGAAAUCGCGGGGGCGGGAAAUGUUCUCUACACAUUCGUCUCUAUCAGCAUACAAUGCGUCGCAUCUCCUCGCAGCUCCGAGUGUAUGUCUUGCUCGCUACCGCUUCGGAACUGGCAGAGUGCAUGGGGCACGCGGCGGGCUGGAGGCCCACAACGCAGAAGGAGCCUCUCCUAGUCCUAACAUGGGUCCUCAAAAGGAGGUCCUGGCUGAGCAGCGCAGCCUGAGUGAACGUCAGUUGUUUUCUGCUGGCACAGCUGGUGGCGCUACUUCAACCGCAGUACGCGCCGACCACAUCGACGAACUUGCUCGCCCCCAGAAGGGUGAUGCAGGGUCCAGUUCAGGAGGCGAGGAGUCUGUAAAACACAUCAGUCGCCAGCCACGUACAACGACGCGCUCGAACGAAUGGACUGAAGGGCCGGUAUCUCUUCCGUCGCUAUUUGAGGGCGAGGUCGAAGAAGAGGAUUGCGCUGAGCAAUUCCUGCAGGGUUUGUACAACUCGGAUGUGGCAACACAUCGUCACGCGCGCAUGUGGCUCAAACCAGAUAUCCAGUGCGCUCCACUAUCGCCAGCCACGGACGGGCGCGCAGCCUGUGAUCACGGGGCGAGACGAACUAGCUCAUGGAGUGACGACGCUCCUACGGCGCCGCGACAGGACAGUCGGCAUCGUUCUACUGAAGGAGGCGCAUGCGUUGACUCGUCGCCAGAGUCACGCGAACUGAGGCAUGUUUCGUCUUGCCUGCCAGAUGACCGUUUCGAAGAAAGCGGUGACUUCUUCUCUGAUGACGAUGAUACUUAUCCACGAGGUUCAGCGCUCUCUGCUUCUCGAUCCUCCCAACGGUCUGGACUGGGUUCUCCAGGGGCGACGCUGCUUUCGCGACUGGCACUGGCGGAGCGGGAGGCGUUGGGGGUGCCUCGGCGUCGCGGCGGUUCGGGGGAAACUUACGGGCAGUGGAGUGACAGAGUAACUCGCAUUCAGCAGGAAAGGACCUCCGCCUCUGAUGCGCGAUCGCUCGCUCUUGACCGCCGGCACAUUGCGCAGAUUGACGGUGAACAGGACCUCGGGGCGCACCGUGAAAGGUAUUCCAGAUAUUCGGGCGCGCGGCGAUCACGGAAUCAAGCAGCUGUGGGAGCCCCUCGGCGCAUGCGCGUGCUGGACUUGGAUUCCGUGAGCCCUGCGGUUCUCCAUCAUUCCUUCAUGUUUCUCCUCGUCAAGCAUCUUCCGGCGGAAGUUUGUCUCAAAGUGUUGAGCAGAAUUGCGGUCUACAGGGAUGUCCACACGCAGUUAGCGUACGAAAACUUGAUUCGAGACAUGGGGUUUCUCUUCACCAAGCACUACGAGACGUGCACUUCGGUUCCGCACGACCUAGGCCCCACACUGGUGGCCUACGUUUGCCGCGUCGUGCAAACUCUCUCCAUCGCUUGGGGUGUCAACUACGUUCGGAGAUUCGGCUGUUUCUCCAAACAAUUCAUCGUCAAGCAAAUCGAGAGGAGUGCGAACCCGCGCCUCUUCGACUUCGUUCGAUAUGCACAUAAAGGAGGGGUCAAGCCUCUUCCACCCAUAGUCACUCACCCGCAUCGUCUGUCGUCCUACGUCCGCCUGCUUGACGAGAGUUCGUCCAAGUUCUACAUGUACACACACCUGAAGCGCCACAAGCAGCUGCCGUUGCAGCACCAGCUCCACCCCUCUACGGAUCCUCAGAUCCAGGGGGAGAGCGACGGGGGGGACGGCAUUCUCAGUUUCGACGGAGUGCCGCCCUACGGCACAGGACACGAAGACGAGUCACGGCUGCCCCGGGCGUUUGUGGCUGCCGAGAAGGCUCUCCAGCCUGCUAAGGGACGGCAAGCGAUCGAGGCAGACAAGGGGGGGCUCCUCGGCACGGACGAGGCGGGAGGCGAGGCCGCAAAGACGGUUGCGGGACGACGGAUGAAACAAGCAUCAAAAAAGACAGCCACGGUGAAGCGGCCGCCUAUCUAUGACCUGAUUCUCGCCGCGGAACAUUUGGGAGUCGAGUACCAGGAACUGCAGCGGCAGAUGCUGAAAGAGCAGGAGGACUCCUCGAGCAGUGAAGACGAAGAUGAAACUGAAAGAGAACUGCGGGACUUGGUCGACAACGCUGAGGUGUUUAAGCAUAUUAGAAACCGCUACUAUCGGGGGCAGGUAGAACGCGUGGUGACGGAUAUGGACGACUCCGACGACGAAGUCGAUGGCUGGCCGCAGGAGGAAAGCGACAGCGGGGACGACGCGGAGGACGACCUGAGGGUCUCUCGGAUGUCAGGACAAUCAGGUGCGAACGACCCGGAAGUCGCAGACAGCAGGCAGGAAAGGCGUGGGCCGCCCACUCGCGCAGAGCGAAGACUUCAAGCUGAAGACGCCUCGCAAGCACCAGGUUCGCGCUUUAAACUCGAUUCUUCUGCUCGGCUGCAGACUACGCCGAUUGCACCCUCGUUCUCAAAGUCUUUCCUCGACAUAUCUGACGAUAAAUCCGUCCCGCGACGAGGCCAGCGGGAGACGGAGAACUCAGAGGAAGGCCAGACAUCGCUGGUGCCAGUUGAGACCGAAGAAAAGGGGCAGUGGGGUUGGACAUGGGAAUUCGAGAGUGACGCGCGGCGGCGGAGGCCGUCUUCGUACGCAGCUGAGGAAGCAGAUGAAGAUGGAAUAGAAGCGGAGAGGUGGUGGGGCACAGCUUGGGGCAGAGGCAGAACAGCAUUCAGAUAUAAAGGCCGAGCGUACGGAAUCGUGCCAGGAGAAGGUUGGAAGCUCCUGGAGGGAGAGAAAACCUUAAAGUUGCUGAGGCCAAAACGGCGUUUCGGGAAGCACCAGCCGAAGAGAGAAAGACGAACGAUGCGUCGGCUUACGGCCCGCAGGGUGCGCGAGCAGGUUCUUCAAGGGGCAUGA
Besnoitia besnoiti is the source of this 3030-nucleotide messenger RNA. RefSeq lists its product as uncharacterized. Bases 1 to 3030 code for a protein of 1009 amino acids. The transcript has 4 exons. NCBI's taxonomy places the organism in Eukaryota, Apicomplexa, Conoidasida, Eucoccidiorida, Sarcocystidae. The record is from RefSeq and is a predicted model, not a curated record.